UCUGCGCUGACGUCAUUGGAUGACAGCUAGCUGUCAGAAAGUGAGUUCAUUCCACGGACUCAAGAAGACGGUACGCCGUCGAUAGCUUUUUUUUUUUAGCCUUUCCUUGCAUUUAUCGACAAGAAACAGUGAGACAAGAGGACAAUUCGUUUCCACCGAGCCCGGCCAUGGACGAACAGGCGGGUCCCGGCGUGUUCUUCAACAAUAAUAACAACUCCGUGUUACCCGGCGCUGGUAAAGGACCACUGCCUGAUGGCGACGUAGGGGAGGCGGCUCGGGCGCAGUACAGUAUCCCGGGGAUCUUACACUUCCUGCAGCACGAAUGGGCCCGAUUCGAAGUGGAGCGAGCACAAUGGGAUGUGGAGCGUGCCGAAUUACAGGCAGAAGACAAGCCCCACAGCACACAAGAAUGUUGUACGGCGAGCCUGUUGGGUCCUUCUAAGAGCCACUCCUCUAUCUGGGCAGCCCUAAAACUCUACUGUACAUGUCAGCUACUCAAAUUGCUGUGACGAUGCUUUAUAAUGCAAAGGCAUUGAUAAUCAUUACAUGAGCUUGGUCAAGUUAAUUUAGUUAUAUGUAAUCUUUAAUUCUGUAAUAAAUACAGUAGAGUUAAUAAAUAUAUCAUAAUGA
Molecule: messenger RNA, 630 nt
Organism: Nerophis lumbriciformis (worm pipefish)
Lineage: Eukaryota; Metazoa; Chordata; Actinopteri; Syngnathiformes; Syngnathidae
Source: RefSeq, a predicted model, not a curated record